AGCUAAAUUUCACCCUCACACACGAGUUCUGUUUCUGUGGCUGAGUCUGGAUUCAGAGUUUGUUUUUAUGGUUUGGCUUAGUCAGUUUGACCGUGGUUCAGUUUUUACAGAAUCUGCUUUUUACCCUCGAAAGGAAGAUUUUUAUUUUGUCUUUUUCAUUCUCUUUUGCUGUGAAUUGUAAACAGAAGGUUUUUAUUUUUCUGACUUCGACACAACAUCAGCUGUAACUCUGGAUUCUGCUUCUGAGAGAUCGUCCAGUAGAAUCGGCUGAAAUGUCAGUGAACUUCUGAAUGGGUUUUGGAGGAAAACGCGUCGCCUGAGUGACAAACCUGAGACGAUGACCCAGAUCUCCGUGGGCUGACCUGCAGCAGGUUUUCUUCAGCGGGACUCGUCUCCUCUCGUGUUAGAUUUACUGUGUGUGUGUGUUUACACUCGUGAAUAUUUGGGGCAGUGAUGGAGGUGGAGUGGGCGUCAGCCGACUCAGCUCAGCAGCAGCUCAACUACAACCUGCUGGAGGGUCGAUUCAAACAGUUGCAAGAUGAGCGUGAGGCGGUGCAGAAGAAGACCUUCACUAAGUGGGUGAACUCUCACCUGUCCAGAGUCUCCUGCAGGAUCACAGACCUGUACAUGGACCUGAGAGACGGACGCAUGCUCAUCAAGCUGCUGGAGGUCCUGUCAGGAGAGAGACUGCCCAAACCCACCAAAGGCCGGAUGCGUAUCCACUGUCUGGAGAACGUGGACAAAGCUCUGCAGUUCCUGAAGGAGCAGCGGGUUCACCUGGAGAACAUGGGCUCUCACGACAUCGUGGAUGGAAACCACCGACUGACGCUGGGUCUCAUCUGGACCAUAAUCCUCCGCUUCCAGAUCCAGGACAUCAGUGUGGAGACUGAGGACAACAAAGAGAAAAGAUCAGCUAAAGAUGCUCUGCUGCUCUGGUGUCAGAUGAAGACGGCAGGGUAUCCCAACGUGAACAUCCACAACUUCACCACCAGCUGGAGAGACGGCAUGGCCUUCAAUGCUCUGAUCCACAAACACAGGCCUGAUCUGAUCGACUUUGACAAACUUAAGAAGUCCAACGCUCACUACAACCUGCAGAACGCUUUUAACCUGGCAGAGCAGCACCUUGGCCUCACCAAGCUGCUGGACCCAGAGGAUAUCAGCGUGGACCAUCCUGAUGAGAAGUCAGUCAUCACCUACGUGGUGACGUACUACCACUACUUCUCCAAGAUGAAGGCUCUGAAGGUGGAGGGCAAACGCAUUGGAAAGGUGUUGGAUAACGCCAUAGAGACGGAGAAGAUGAUUGAGAAGUACGAGUCUCUGGCCUCAGACCUGCUGGAAUGGAUCGAGCAGACCAUCAUCAUCCUCAACAACAGGAAGUUCGCCAACUCUCUGGUUGGAGUCCAGCAGCAGCUUCAGGCCUUCAACACCUACCGAACUGUGGAGAAACCUCCCAAGUUCACAGAGAAAGGAAACCUGGAGGUUCUUCUCUUCACCAUCCAGAGUAAGAUGAGGGCCAACAACCAGAAGGUCUACAUGCCCCGAGAGGGAAAACUCAUCUCAGAUAUCAACAAGGCCUGGGAGCGCCUGGAGAAGGCAGAGCACGAGAGGGAGCUGGCUCUUAGGACUGAGCUGAUUCGUCAGGAGAAACUGGAGCAGCUGGCCAGACGCUUCGACCGCAAGGCGGCCAUGAGAGAGACCUGGCUCAGCGAAAACCAGCGACUGGUGUCACAGGACAACUUCGGUUUCGACCUUCAGGCCGUCGAGGCGGCCACCAAGAAGCAUGAGGCAAUUGAGACGGACAUUGCGGCAUAUGAGGAGCGUGUCCAGGCUGUGGUUGCUGUAGCAAAGGAGCUGGAGGUUGAGCGCUACCACGACAUCAAACGCAUCACAGCCAGGAAAGAUAAUGUGAUCCGGCUCUGGGAGUACUUGCUGGAGCUGCUGAAGGCCCGCAGACUUAGGCUGGAGAUGAACCUGGGCCUGCAGAGAGUCUUCCAGGAGAUGCUCUACAUCAUGGACUGGAUGGAUGAGAUGAAGAUGCUUCUACUGUCUCAGGAUUAUGGGAAGCAUCUGUUGGGUGUGGAGGACCUACUGCAGAAACACGCUCUGGUGGAGGCCGACAUCGCCAUCCAGGCUGACCGGGUGAAGGCAGUCACCACCAACGCAAACAAGUACUCCGUCAACGACAGUGGCUACAAGCCCUGCGAUCCUCAGGUCAUCCAGGACCGGGUGGCCCACCUAGAGUUUUGCUACCAGGAGCUGACCCAGCUGGCUGCCGAGCGGCGUGCCCGCCUGGAGGAGUCCCGUCGCCUCUGGAAGUUCUUCUGGGAGAUGGCAGAGGAAGAGGGCUGGAUUCGUGAGAAGGAGCAGAUCCUGUCCUCUCUUGAGCAUGGCAAGGACUUGACGGGGGCUUUGCGCCUCCUCAGCCAGCAGCGCGCCCUGGAGGAUGAGAUGAGCGGCCGCGCCGGACACCUCCAGCACACCAUCGCUGAGGGCCAGGCCAUGGUGGAGGCUGGUCACUUCGGUGCCACUAAGAUUAAGGAGCGUAUCGCUGACCUGCAGGCCCAGUGGGCGGCGCUGGAGCAGCUGGCAGCGGUGAGGAAGAAGAGGCUGGAGGAAGCUCUGGCCCUGCACCAGUUCCAGGCUGACGCAGAUGAUGUUGAUGCCUGGACACUAGACGCUCUUCGCAUCGUCUCCAGUGGAGAGACGGGCCACGACGAGUUCUCCACCCAGGCGCUGGUCAGGAAACACAAGGAUGCAGCAGCAGAGGUGGCAAGUUACCGGCCGGUCAUAGACUCACUCCACGAGCAGGCCGCCUCCCUUCCCAAAGAAGAGGCAGAAUCAGAGGAUGUGCGUGGUCGGCUGGCUGGCAUCGAGGAGCGCUACAAGGAGGUGGCUGAGCUUACAAAGCUGAGGAAACAGGCGCUACAGGAUGCACUGGCGCUAUAUAAGAUGUUCAGCGAGGCCGAUGCCUGUGAGGUGUGGAUCGACGAGAAGGAGCAGUGGCUGAACAGCAUGGAGAUCCCUGAAAAACUGGAGGACCUAGAGGUCAUACAACACAGGUUUGAGAGUCUGGAGCCAGAGAUGAACAACCAGGCGUCGCGUGUUGCUGUGGUGAACCAGAUCGCCCGACAGCUUAUUCACAGUGGUCACCCGAGCGAGAAAGAUAUCAAGACCCAGCAAGACAAACUCAACAACAGGUGGAGCCAGUUCCGUGACCUGGUGGACCAGAAGAAGGAGUCUCUGAACUCAGCUCUGGGUGUGCAGAACUACCAUCUUGACUGCAAUGAGACCAAGUCCUGGAUCAAAGAGAAGACCAAAGUCAUCGAGUCCACCCAGGAGCUGGGCAACGAUCUCACCGGAGUGAUGGCCCUGCAGCGGAAACUGACCGGUAUGGAGCGUGACUUGGCUGCCAUCGAGGACAAAUUGGGUGACCUACGAGGCGAGGCCCAGCGGCUGGCAGAGGAGCACCCCGACCAGGCUAAAGCCAUCACAGGACGUCUGGCUGAGAUCACCGCUGUGUGGGAGGAAAUGAAGAACACUCUGAAGAACCGCGAGGAGUCUCUGGGAGAGGCCAGGAAGCUGCAGCAGUUCCUGCGUGAGCUGGACGACUUCCAGUCCUGGCUGUCCCGCACUCAGACCGCCAUCGCCUCUGAGGACAUGCCCAACACGCUUGCUGAGGCAGAGAAGCUGAUGGCUCAGCACGAAGGCAUCAAGAACGAGAUCCAGAACUAUGAGGAGGACUACCAGAAGAUGCGGGACAUGGGUGAGAUGGUAACACAGGGCCAGACGGAUGCUCAGUACAUGUUCCUGCGACAGAGGCUGCAGGCGCUCGACACUGGCUGGAACGAGCUGCACAAGAUGUGGGAGAACCGGCAGAACCUGCUGUCCCAGUCCCACGCUUACCAGUUGUUCCUGAGGGACACCAAACAGGCCGAGGCCUUCCUCAACAACCAGGAGUAUGUCCUGGCUCACACUGAGAUGCCCACAACUCUGGAGGCCGCCGAGGCCGCUAUCAAAAAGCAGGAGGACUUCAUGACCACCAUGGACGCCAAUGAGGACAAAAUCAACAGUGUGGUGGAGGCCGGCAGGCGGCUGGCCAGUGACGGGAACAUCAACGCCGAACGCAUUCAGGAGAGAGUCGCCUCCAUCGAUGACAGGCAUAAGAAGAACAGAGAGGCUGCAGUGGAGCUGCUGAUGAGACUGAAGGACAACAGAGACCUGCAGAAGUUCCUGCAGGACUGCCAAGAGCUGUCCCUGUGGAUCAAUGAGAAGAUGCUCACAGCUCAGGACAUGACCUACGACGAGGCCAGGAACCUGCACAGCAAGUGGCUGAAGCACCAGGCCUUCAUGGCAGAGCUGCAGUCCAAUAAAGAGUGGCUGGACAAGAUCCAGAAGGACGGCAUGCUGCUGGUUUCGGAGAAGCCGGAGACGGAGGCGGUGGUGAAGGAGAAGCUGUCUGCGCUCCACGUGAUGUGGGAGGAGUUAGAGUCCACCACGCAGACCAAGGCUCAGUGCCUGUUUGACGCCAACAAGGCCGAGCUGUUCACUCAGAGCUGCGCCGACCUCGAUAAGUGGCUCGUCGGCCUCGAGGGUCAGAUCCAGUCUGACGACUACGGCAAAGACCUGACCUCCGUCAACAUCCUGCUGAAGAAGCAGCAGAUGCUGGAGAACCAGGUGGAUGUGCGUCAGAGGGAGGUGGUGGAGCUGCAGAGCCAGGUGAAGGCUCUGGGUCAGGAGGUGAAGGACACCGAGGAGGUGGACGGGCGGAGGCAGCUGGUGGAGAGGAAGUUCCAGGAGCUGUUGGAGCCGUUGAAACGCCGCAGGAACUUCCUGGUGGCAUCAAGAGAAGUUCACCAGUUCAACCGAGACGUCGAGGACGAGAUCCUGUGGGUUCAGGAGAGGAUGCCUGUGGCCACGUCCACCGACCACGGACACAACCUGCAGACCGUCCAGCUGCUCAUCAAGAAGAACCAGACCCUGCAGAAGGAGAUCCAGGGCCACCAGCCUCGCAUCGACGACAUCCUGGAGCGCAGUCAGAGCCUCCUGCGGGACGAGUCCUCCAACGCCGGCGUCAUCCGUCAGCGUCUGGCCGACCUGCAGGAGCUGUGGAGGCAGCUGAUGGAGGAGGCGGAGCGCCGGCACGGCCGGCUGGAGGAGGCCCACAAGGCCCAGCAGUACUACUUUGACGCCGCAGAGGCCGAGGCCUGGAUGAGCGAGCAGGAGCUGUACAUGAUGUCAGAGGAGAAAGCCAAGGACGAGCAGAGCGCCGUCACCAUGCUGAAGAAGCAUCAGAUCGUGGAGCAGGCGGUGGAGGACUACGCUGAGACCGUCCACCAGCUGUCCAAGACCAGCAGGGGACUGGUGGCUGACGGACACCCUGAGAGUGAGCGUAUCAGCAUGCGUCAGUCUCAGGUGGAUAAGCUGUACGCUGGCCUGAAGGACUUGUCAGAAGAGAGGCGGGGCAAACUGGAUGAGAGGCUCCACCUCUUCCAGCUGAACCGAGAGGUCGACGACCUCGAGCAGUGGAUCGCCGAGCGGGAGGUGGUGGCCGGGUCACAUGAGCUGGGACAGGACUACGAACAUGUCACCAUGUUGCAGGAACGUUUCCGGGAGUUUGCCCGGGACACUGGAAACAUCGGUCAGGAGCGCGUGGACGCCGUUAACCGCCUGGCAGAUGAGCUAAUCAACACUGGGCACGGCGACGCGGCGACGGUGGCAGAGUGGAAAGACGGGCUGAACGAGGCCUGGGCUGACCUCCUGGAGCUCAUCGACACAAGGACGCAGAUCCUCGUCGCCUCCUUCGAGCUCCACAAGUUCUACCACGACGCCAAGGAGAUCCUGGGACGCAUCCUGGACAAGCAGAAGAAGCUGCCGGAGGAGGUGGGCCGAGACCAGAACACGGUGGAGACGCUGCAAAGGAUGCACACCACCUUCGAACAUGACAUCCAGGCCCUGGGAACACAGGUGAGGCAGCUGCAGGAGGAUGCAGUGCGCCUCCAGUCGGCAUACGCCGGCGAUAAAGCGGACGACAUUCAGCGGAGGGAGAGCGAGGUGCUGGAGGCCUGGAGGAGUCUGCUAGAGGCCUGCGAUGGACGGCGGCUCCGCCUCCUCGACACCGGAGACAAGUUUAGGUUCUUCAGCAUGGUCCGAGACCUCAUGCUGUGGAUGGAAGACGUGAUCCGGCUCAUUGAGGCCCAGGAGAAACCCAGAGACGUGUCAUCGGUGGAGCUGCUGAUGAACAACCACCAGGGCAUCAAAGCCGAGAUCGACGCCCGGAACGACAGCUUCACGGCCUGCAUCGAGUUGGGAAAGGCCCUGCUGGCCAGGAAGCACUACGCGUCAGAGGAGAUUAAAGAGAAGUUACUGCAGCUGACGGACAAGAGGAAAGAGAUGAUUGACAAGUGGGAGGAUCGAUGGGAGUGGCUCCGGCUCAUCCUGGAGGUGCACCAGUUCUCGCGGGAUGCGGGGGUGGCCGAGGCCUGGCUGCUGGGCCAGGAGCCCUACCUGUCCAGCAGGGAGAUGGGUCAGAGCGUGGACGAGGUGGAGAAACUCAUCAAACGCCACGAGGCCUUUGAGAAGUCAGCCGCCACCUGGGAGGAACGCUUCUCGGCCCUGGAGAGGCUGACUACGUUGGAGCUGUUGGAGGUGAGGAGGCAGCAGGAGGAGGAGGAGAGGAGGAGGAAGCCUCCAACUCCAGAACCAGCUGUGAUCCAGCAGGAAGAGGCUCAGCAGCAGAGCGGAGUCGUCGCUCAGAACGGACUGCCGUCGGAUCAGGACUCUCCCCGGGACGGCGUGGAUGCUGGAGAUCUGGUGAACGGCGUGGCAGAGCGGAGCUCCAAGGAGCCGAGUCCGGCCCCCUCCCCGACCUCCGGCAGGAAGGGCAGAAUCAGCCAGUCGUCCACGCUGCCCUCCAAGACCCAAGACUCGUCCUCGCUGAUGGAGGGACUCCUGCACCGCAAACACGAGUGGGAGGGCCACAACAAGAAGGCGUCCAACAGGUCGUGGCACAAUGUGUACUGUGUGAUCAACAUCCAGGAGAUGGGUUUCUAUAAAGACAGCAAGGCGGCGGGUCAGGGAGUCCCGUAUCACAACGAGUUACCCAUCAGCCUGAGGGAGGCCACGUGUGACGUGGCGUCAGACUACAAGAAGAAGAAACACGUCUUCAAACUCAGACUGACCGAUGGAAACGAGUAUCUGUUCCAAGCCAAAGAUGAAGAUGAGAUGAGCUCCUGGAUCCAGGCCAUCCUGAACGCCAGCGCCAUCGACCGCCCCGACACCCAGGGCAGCAACCCUGGCACGCCGGCGUCUGGGCGCGCUCAGACGCUGCCGGCCGCCGUCACGCUCACCACCGAGUCGAGUCCUGGCAAGAGAGAGAAGGACAAAGAGAAGGACAAGGAGAAACGCUUCAGCCUGUUCAGCAAGAAGAAACAGUAGAAACUAAAACUCGAGCACUUUGGUGAAACUGAAUCUGGACACGCGCUCUGACGCCGCACACGUCACGUUUAGCUUCUUUAAAAACGGCUGAUUUCUCGUCUUCAGCUGGAAACAACUGGAAUCUGCUCCAGAGCGCGUUUUCAGACCUUUCUGCUUUUUGCUUCACGAAGGUCUUUUCACAUCACAGCAGCGUUCUUUACCUGUGUGAACAGGUGAAUCCGUCUCUCGCUGCUCUGUCAUCAGACCUUUGUGACGUCAAAGAGGGAGAACUUUAUCAGCCAUUGAACUCUGACAUUUCCUGUUCAUCUCUAAGUAGAUUCUCUGUUCGAGAACGUCUGCAGACCAAACCGUGAAAAGCUCAGAUCUGUGUUUCCGCUGACUGUGAGCACGUAACGCUCUCUACAUUUGUGGCCGUGAUAUUUCUCAGCAGCUUCAGCUCGUCUGAGAAAUAUCGUGGCCACGUGAGAAAACGGUUAAACACGUUGGAGACGUCACUGCUGAACAGUCAGUGACUGCGUUUGUCGGCUGAAAAGUUCGAGCGAGCAGCAGAAAACUAAAAGUUUCACCGUGGUGUGACGUCGGGUUGGUUUCUCUGUUUAUUCUCAGUGCAGUUUUCUUUUCUUCUUCCUUGUUUUUUUUUUGGUUUGAUGUUCCUUGUGCGUUCGGGGACGGGUCAAAGAGACAGAGCGUUUUAGACGUUGUGAUGUAACAGCGGCGGAUCGUUGACUGACAUCUGUCACGUGUUGUCUAAACUAAAAACGCUGCUUUUGCUCUGACAUUUGUUUUCUGUCUCAGCAUCCAAUCAGAAGCUGCCGCCGCUCUCGCUCUGUCCGUGUCGGUCCGUCGACGAUGAACCGCGGAUUCAUCAGUGUUUUGACCAAACUUGUUCAUGUAUGUUGAUGAUGAGCCGCUGUUACGUCAUAUCUCUGUGACUCAGCACGAACCACACGCUUCUUUUUCUUUGCAUUUUUUUAAUGUUAUUUUUUAUUUUUCGUAAAUUUUUGUCAUUUUUCUACUUUUUUGAAGCAGGUCUGGGUUAUUUCCUCAAUUUUGUGAGGGUGUCUUUGAGACAACCUACAUUCUUCCUCUGCCGUUGAGAAAUUGGACCAAUAGUGCAUUUUACUUUGGUUAUUAUUUUUACGUUUUUUGUCUUCUGCCACUCCACGAGCUGUAUAAUGUAAAUGUCCACUUGCAUGCUUCGUCAGGUUCAGAGCGUCGCCUGAAAAAUUCACCUCUCUCAUCUUUAAAAUCUUUUUCUUUGUUUUUCUUUGGUUCUAAUUUGUUUCAGAUCCUUCUAGUUCAGAUAAUGAAGAUUAAUAAUGAAGAUUAAUAUGUAUAAUAAACACUAAAGCGUGGAUGUUUAAUGGUGGACGUACUUCCCGUACUGCAGACAGGGGGCGCUCAGCUGUGGAGGAGGGAAGGUUGCUUGCUUGUCGUCGGCUCUUCGCACCGCGCUGCGUUCAGAUUUUCUGCUCUUUGAUACUCGUGUUGCUCUCGUCACUGUAUAUCUAUUGUACUGAACAUGUAUGGAAGUUAACGCCAUCUUAUGCACAAUCAGAACUACAUCUAUAGGAAUGAAGAAGCUGUUUAAGGCCGAAUAUUUAAACAGAAGUUAGACCAUAAAGGCUUUUCUCAUGUAUGAAACUGCACCUGUAGACUUUAAAGCUCGCUCUCUCUCUCUCUCUCUCUCUCUCUCUCGCUCUCUCUCUCUCUCUCUCUGUCUGUGCGAUGUCAUUAAAGCUUUUAA
Toxotes jaculatrix (banded archerfish) is the source of this 9181-nucleotide messenger RNA. Its product is annotated as spectrin beta chain, non-erythrocytic 1-like. Gene Ontology annotation, cellular component: cell projection; spectrin; cortical actin cytoskeleton. Gene Ontology annotation, molecular function: structural constituent of cytoskeleton; actin filament binding; phospholipid binding. The record is from RefSeq and is a predicted model, not a curated record. NCBI's taxonomy places the organism in Eukaryota, Metazoa, Chordata, Actinopteri, Toxotidae. The transcript is spliced from 35 exons. Gene Ontology annotation, biological process: protein localization to plasma membrane; actin cytoskeleton organization. The coding region runs from base 454 to 7434 and encodes 2326 amino acids.